Molecule: messenger RNA, 297 nt
Organism: Anisakis simplex (herring worm)
Lineage: Eukaryota; Metazoa; Nematoda; Chromadorea; Rhabditida; Anisakidae
Source: the annotation of a GenBank genome assembly
GGUAGGAGACUAUCAGCGGCUACAACCAAUACAACCGUGGGGCAAACGUUCACCUCAACGAGUACAUUCGAUUUGUGUGAUGGGGACAGUAUGAUCUCGAAUGCAUAUUAUGAUGUGCGAUUCGAUGAAAAUUAUGCUGCACCGCACAGAGAUGUUGAGCGAAUAUCACAUUUACUGCAAAAAUCGCAGUCUUCGCUGGAAGGCGCUUUUCGUCCGGAUGCUCGUAGCGUGUGGACUGAAGUUCAGACUGAAUGUGCUCAGUUCCACGAGAACUUCAGUCUGAGUGACUAUCGAUAA